CUGUUCUGGAAUCAUUAACACAAACCCAGGCUUCGACCCUGGAACCGAAAUUCGGUGGAAGAGAAGUCAUGAAGGGCUACGAGUGACAGAGCCUGGCCACAGCCGAGUGCACCGAGUCCAGAGUCCCGGCCGGGGAACUGCUCAACCUCCCCCCAGCACGGGUAAAGCCUGAGGUGAAGCGUGGUUUUCGAGGGAGGGGUUUUGUUUCUGCUUUUACCGAGGGCACUGCGCUGCCCACAGCAACGCCGGCGGGGAGAGCAGCCCGGCACCCGGCUGAGGGGCUCACUGGGGAUCCACCGGGUGCCGGGGCUCGGCUGCCCCGCAGCAGCACGGCACCGGGCGCGACGGGAGGUGCCGCCGCCUUCAGCGCUCCCCGGCAGGGCGGUAACGGGCCGCGGGGCGGCGCUGUCCCCGGCGGGCGGGCAGGCGGCGCGGCGCUAACGCCAUCGCAGUGCGCGGCGGCGGCAGCGAGUGGCGGUCAAUGGCCGCAGCGGAGCCGGCGGCGAGGAAGCGGCGGCCCAAGGGGCACUUCGCGGCGGGGCGGGCCAAGCGGCCCCGCGGCGGCGGGCGGCAGCUGGAGGCCGGCAUGCGCGGCAUCCUCAUCACCUGCAACAUGAACGAGCGCAAGUGCGUGGGGGAGGCCUACAGCCUCCUCGGCGAGUACGGGGACCUGCUCUACGGGCCCGAGCAGUUUUCAGAUCACGAGGAGCGGCUGUCUGGAAGCGAGAGGGAGGAGGAUGAGGAUGACGUUGAGGCAGCCCUGAAGAAGGAGGUCGGCCAGAUCCGUGCCUCGACGGAGCAGAAGCUGCGGCGGUUCCAGUCAGUGGAGAGUGGUGCCAACAACGUGGUCUUCAUCAGAACCCAGGGCAUAGAACCUGAGAACCUGGUGCACCAUAUAUUAAAGGAUAUGCAUGCCACUAAAAAGAAGAAAACAAGAGUCAUCCUGAGGAUGCUGCCCAUUUCUGGAACUUGCAAGGCUUUUAUGGAGGAUAUGAAAAAAUACACAGAAACCUUUUUUGAGCCUUGGUUUAAAGCCCCUAAUAAGGGUACUUUUCAGAUUGUUUACAAAGCUCGUAAUAACAGUCAUAUGAGUAGGGAAGAAGUAAUUAAGGAAUUAGCAGGAAUUGUGGGCAGCCUCAAUCCAGAAAACAAAGUCGACCUUAAUAACCCACAAUAUACAAUUGUGGUGGAAAUAAUAAAAACCGUCUGUUGCUUGAGUGUGGUGAGAGACUAUGUUCUAUUCAGAAAAUACAAUCUACAGGAGGUGGUGAAGAGCAACAAAGAAGACACACAACAAAACCCGUCAAGUCUGACAGAAGAACAGAACUCCAAGGUAGUAAAAUCAGAAGCCGAGGGGGAGGAGAAGAGCUCAGAAGAAGUAAAACUAGAGAACAAGAAUCAAGGUGAAAUAGAAGCUGAGUCCAAGGGGAAUGAUACACUGACAGUGUAAAAAGUGUGAUAGAAGGGAAAGAUAAACACAAUCCAAACCUAUUUAAAAAAGCUGCCCUAGAGUUCUGAAAGGGUGUUUUUAAAGAGGAGAGUGGUUUUGUUUUGAAAUCUUGUUUUUAAAAUCCACACGUGUAAGAAUUUAAUGCUUGUUGCAGGUGGAGCUAACAUUACAGCAGAUGUAAGAGUGCUCACCUUUCUGGUGAAGCUUGCUGUAAUUCUUCUACAGCUUUGUUCUGCAUUGCCUUUGCCUAGUACAGAAAGUAGGAGUGUGUGCAUGGUGUAUGUAAAUGUGGCCAUCCUGACAUACAUUGACUCUCCUUUGUUAUACGUGAUGGCUACAGAAGCCAAAAGGCAGUGCAGAGUCAGCUCUAUCAGGAGGUAUUGAUGGAAGUGAGAGAUCUGAAAAAGACAGUUGACUGCAAAGGGGUUUUGAGGAUGUGAUCUGACAACUUGUGUGACUGCAAAACUCAGAUACGGUUUUCUGUGUGAACAACAGAAUGAGCUAAACCUGUAAGAUGGAGGGUUAUAUAUAUAUAUAUACAUAUUGAUCUAUAAGGAUAUGCUAAGUCUUGAAAGUAAAUGGGAAGAACUGCUAUCAUCAAAAUACUUGAAUAUUAUGAGACUGUUUAGAGUAAUAGAUUUGACUGUUCUAGGACAGUAGAAGUAUAGUGCAGGCAUUGCAGAUGGUUUUAGCAAAACCUACAUGCAUGUUUACAUUAGCUGUGUAUACAGCAGUUACUGGUUUGUAAGAAAUGUUACAGUCACUGAACAGAUUCCGUUUGAGUAAUUUCCUGCAAACAGCCUUUUGCUGCUCUUUCCAAAGACUUAAUCCUUGGGACUGUUUAUGAAGUCUUUUUUUUAAUUUUUUAUUUAGGUCUCAAAAUUUGAAUUUAAAUACUGCUUGGGAACUUCUUAUGAAAGAAGCUUCCAUUCUACUAUAUUGGAUAAAGGGAAUUAAGCUUAAUUUUUGGUACAGUUUUAGCUUUACAGUAUUAAUUUUGUUUCAGAUUGAAAGUAAUGUUAGUGAGUCUUUCUGUUGCCUGUUUGUUACAGCAGCUCUUUUGAUAUCCCAGUGACUUAAAAAACAACCAAAGCCAGUGCAUCUAUAACCUGCUUCCUGUCCUGAGUAUGCUUCCUGUACAACUGUCUAGCUUUAGUAUUUCAUUUCUAGCAUUAAAGCUUGUGGGUUGCCAAUGGGAAAAGACUCAUCUUGAAGAACACCACUUGUUACUUGUUUUGGUUUAAUGAAAAGGAUUUUUCAAAGUCUUUCAACAGUGUUUAAUUUGUAUUUUCCUCUUCUCAAAAUUCUUUCAGAAGUUGGAAAGUUAAGACAACUAUUUUUCCCUAGUCCUGUUUCCCUUACCACCCAUUUAUUAAAACUCUGCUUUCUUACCUCCAUCAGUGUUUUCUUUGAAUUUUAAAGCUUUUUGUGUGUGAAUUAAAACCAGCAAUGUCUAGAUAACACAUAGGAAAGAACCAUUUGAGACCAGAUAUGAAAGUCAACUGUGAAUGUUUAUUGGUGGCUCAUGUUGGUGAUCAUGAUUCAAGACAGCCUGCUUACCUUACUUACUAAGGACAAAGAUAGACUCAUGGAUAGUUUGUAGUUUUUUGGAUGUUGAGUUUUGUUUUGGCCUUUUUUUCCUUCUCACUCAUAUGUGUCUACAGGACCUACAGUUCUUCAGAAGAAACUGGUGAGUAGCUACUAUCCAUCUGUCAAGCCUAUGUCUGUCUGACAUUUACAUGCCACCUAUGCUGCAGUCUUAAAAGAUGUCUUCCUUCUUUUACUUGCAUUUUUUUAUAACUUGCACUAACUGAACAUUCAUUGUUAGCAUUAAUUCCUAAAUUUAUUUAGAUUUACACAACCAGGGUGCUUAAUUUGGAUGUGUGCAAGAUCUAUGGCCAUUUCUGGGAAUUUCAUUACAUACUAUCACAAUUUCCUUGUUAGUAAGCCUCUUGUGAAUUAAAAUUAUCUGGUCUCGAA
Strigops habroptila (Kakapo) is the source of this 3430-nucleotide messenger RNA. It is a transcript of the gene THUMPD1, whose product is annotated as THUMP domain containing 1. The coding region runs from base 482 to 1450 and encodes 322 amino acids. Gene Ontology annotation, molecular function: RNA binding. The record is from RefSeq and is a predicted model, not a curated record. Gene Ontology annotation, biological process: tRNA modification. The transcript has 4 exons. NCBI's taxonomy places the organism in Eukaryota, Metazoa, Chordata, Aves, Psittaciformes, Psittacidae.